Messenger RNA from Ceratina calcarata, 6077 nucleotides. It is a transcript of the gene drn, whose product is annotated as zinc finger AN1-type doctor no. The coding region runs from base 1061 to 1666 and encodes 201 amino acids. Lineage: Eukaryota; Metazoa; Arthropoda; Insecta; Hymenoptera; Apidae. The transcript has 4 exons. Gene Ontology annotation, molecular function: zinc ion binding; DNA binding. The record is from RefSeq and is a predicted model, not a curated record.
CGUGUUAAUACGUGCGAAUCUGAGAAGGAAAGAGAAAAAGAGCGACGAAAAUAAGCGGCGGAAAUUCAAGUAUUCUCUGGGGAGAGAGAGAGUGUGUGUCCGUUGGAUCCGUGAACCGGCCGUGUUCGUUACUCUCGCCCGUCCGUCGUACCUCGGACAAGGAUAUCGUCGUUGUUCGCGUUUCGCGUUCGCGCUAAACAAGAGGCGAGGCCUCGGUAAAUUACGCGAGAUACCAUAACCUUAUCGUUCGACGGGCAAGUGUGCGCGCGUGUGUGUCGUCGGUUGUACGUCCGCCCAGAGAGCCGAGCGAUCGCCAUCAUGAAAACAUUUGGCCCGUCGUCGUCGUCGUCGUCGUCGCCGUCUUGGUCGCCGCCGCCGUCGUCGUCGUCGUCGUCGUCGCUAUCGUUUCUCCUUCGACCUUGCAGGUUCCUCGGGUUUAAGUAAUAUCGAGCGCUCGAGCGCGAAGUUGCACGCACAAAGCGAGAAACGAGGAGAGCGCAACGAGACCGAGAGAGACAGACAGAGAGACGAGGCGAUUUGGUAACGUUUCGUUUUAGCUCGCCCGAGGGAGGGAGAGAGAAGGAACGAGAGAAGGCUCCGAAGAGACAAAGCGAACGCGCGCAUCGAGAGUGUGGCCAGAGGCGAGAAUUGCGCCGCCAGGAUUUUUACCCGAGAGGCACGACGUUCAGGAGGGAACACCUCCCGGCCGACGGAACCGUCGGAGUAUCGGUCGUCGCGGCCGCAUCGGAUCCCUAAACGUGUCCCGAACACGCGACGAGGACAGGACGGCGGUGCGCCCACUUAAAUGCCUCGAACGAAUUCUUACUCCAUGUUGUGCGUUGGUUGCGACACGACUGCGUGUUGGAAAGUGAAUGUAUGGUGACACGCGGUCGAGAAGGAGCAACUGGAGAGCGAGCUGUGGCAAGAGACGCUUAAUUAUCUCCCGUUUAGUUGACUGCAAUUUGCUCGGCGCAGCCUCGAGUGAUUGCAAGAAAAUAGGAUAUCCGAAGAUCUAAGGACUUGUUUAAUCAUUGCGGUUUCAAACGAGAGGACAGAGAAGAUGGAGCGAGAGUCGAAUCCUAUGCAAGCUCUGUGCCGCAGCGGCUGCGGAUUCUAUGGCUCGCCAGCCACGGAUGGCCUUUGUUCUCUUUGUUACAAAGAAAACCUGAAGAAGAAGCAGCAGCCUCCUGUGUCCGCUGCCACUGUACCAACAUCGCAAACCGUCUCUGGUAACGCUGGCACGUUGCAAGGCGGUUUCGGUAGUCCUGCAGCUACAGGCACUACCGCCCAACCUACCAUUCCUACCAUACCUCAACCAACGACGGAUCUACCCAACCCCAAAGAAAUAAACAGGGAAGAUCAAGAAAGUGAAGUAGGUGUAACCAGUGGAGCGAUAGCAGAGGGGUCUGUGAGCAGCGGGGACGCAGAUGACUGCUUCGAUGGCAAAGAGACUGACAAAGAAUCUAAGAAGAAGAAAAAUCGUUGCGCCGUGUGUCGCAAAAAAGUUGGAUUGACGGGAUUCGAGUGCCGUUGUGGGGGACUAUUCUGCUCUGUGCAUCGAUACAGUGACAAGCACGACUGCAAGUUCGAUUACAGAGAAAUGGGCGCUCAAGAGAUUCGGCGCAACAAUCCAGUUGUUGUUGGUGAAAAAGUGCAAAAAAUUUGAACUAUUUAGUGCGUAGAUCGUUGGGAAAAUGGUUAUAUAACUAUAUAAACAAAACACAGAAUAUAAAACAAAAAAACGGAGAAAAAUCGAGAUAAAUUAUCUGGCAGCUGAUUGCGCGUCGAGGGGCGGGGGACCGGGGUUGGAUGCGAAUGAGAGGAACGUCGUGUACGAAAGGGGGAGAGUGUAGCAGGGCAAUUAGCGUGAAAGGGUGUGUGAGCGCGAGAGCAACGAAGCGGCGGGUGUCGUGUUAAGAACGUGCGUAGGGCGAAAGUGCGAGCUUCGUUUUCUGACGACCGAGGGAAAGAAUGAUAAAUUCAACAAGAAACUAUUGGUUUGUACCACGAUAAUACGCAAAUUAUAAUAUAUUAUACAAAUAUAUAUAUAGAGGAACGCCCGAGACACAGACGAAAUUUCCCGUGGGACAGGAAAAGGAAAGGAACAUUGGGGAGGACUAAGGGACGGAAAUUAGAGUGCGUGCCGCGCGUGUACGAAUGAUUCGAGUAAAAAUUUUUGGAUGCCAGUGCCAUGUCAGAUUGUCGUCUUUGGCGAGAGUUUAGAGAAGAAAAAAAAGGAAAUGGAAAAAUAUCCAGAAUAUAUUUGGUUCUAACCGCUGCCAGCUUACUACUACUAUUACCUUUAUUAUUAACUACGAUUAUUACGGUUUAUUAUUAUUCUAUCUCUUAUGUUUAUUAAUUUACUUAAAAACGAAAAUGGAUCGAAAUGCAAAAUUGGCGUACGAAAGUGUUUGUUUGUUUUUAUUUUUCUUAAGAGAUCGUGGAAUUUAGCUAUGAAAGGGGAAAGAGAAACACGGAUCCUUGGUGUGGCCGGUCUUAUGAGACGUCUCAUUUGGGACUUACGAGUGUUUUUUUUUCUUUUUGUUUUAACCGAAAGAGAGAGAGAACGAGCGAGUGAGCGAGCGACAGAGAGAAAAAAUUUUAUAUUAUACAUAUAAUCUAUAUUUCUGUUUCCGUUCGUAAUAUCCAAAAAUGAUAAAAAAAAAGGGAAUGUUGCUUAGGUAGUGGCUGACGUUGAUGGGUGAUCACAAUCCUAGGUUUAACGAUUAGUCUAAUAAUUAUUAAGUAUAUUAGUCUAUUGAUUCAUAAAAAUAAUGCAAUGAAGUAUAAGUAGUACUGUGUGUUUAUGUCCAAUUUCACGUGAAUAUAACCAAGCAUUAUUCCUCAUUAAAUAUGUUUCAAACUAUAUUUGCAAAUCAAUUAUUUACGCCACGCGUUUUGCGGAUCUCCGCGAGGAGGACAGAGACCGAGGAGGGGUUAACGAAUUCUUCGUGCGGUUCCCCGAGAAAAAAAAGCGAAUCGAACGUCGUUAGACGAUAAAAAUUAGGUUGUGUCCACGUGAGUCGUCCAGUCCGGCUUUCUCGAGGUUCAUUUUUCCCGUUCCGAAUUUAAUAAGAAUUUGUUGAGCGUAUAAUUGGUGCUAAAAUACACAUUGUACGACGAAAGGCCAGCCAGAUGUGAGAGAACAAUGAGAGGCCCCUCGACCAUCGGCCCUGUUAAUCGACGAGCGAUAAAACAAAGCGACAGCGACAACAGUUUCUCCGUCUGUCUUAACCAUUUUCUUCCGUGUUGCAAUACUUUUUAACGAAACGAAACAAAUCCAGGAAAAAAGAAAAACGAGUAAGAAAAAAAAGAACAGAUGCGUAUGUUUCAGUUUUUUGUUCAGCGUGUCUCUGACUCUUCUUAGGCUAGGCUCGUAGUUGAGAGAGAGAGAGAGCGAGAGAGAGAGAGAGUAAUGAAGGAGCUGCUGUAGAUGUUGAGUUUUAUGUCGCUUCUACUAAAACGAUUGGGCGAGAAACGAACCGUUGCACGAGGCAACUUAUUGUAAAGAAAGAAAGCAUAUGAAGGAACAGAAUAAUUUCUUCGUUGCUUCGUGAAGUUUUUCGUGCCGAGUGUUUCUUUCUCCGCGUAUCGUCGUCUUCUUUCGAACGUGCGUGAAAACCACGAUAGCCGUCACGCUGAGAGUUUCGCGAUUUUACGGACGGAGUCCUGUGGGCAGUACGUGGCGAAUUGUGAGCGUUGAAUGUAGGGGUGAGAGGCGAGAUCACCGCCGCCAUACCGUUUUUCAUUUUUUACGUGCAUAUUAUCGAUGCUUUGUUCUUUUUCCGAGAUCUUGCGACGUCGUCGAAACGAGAACGGCAUAAACCCGAUGCACAGAGAAAGAAGAAGUCGUUGUAUUAAUUACGUUGAUUAGAAUAAAGUGAAUCGUUUUUCAUUUCAGUGCCACGUUAUCGAUGGUCAUUUAUUUUAUGACGUAGCGAAAUAAUUGUAUUUUGCAGAAGAGAGAGAGAGAGAGAGUGAGCGAAAGAGAGAAAGAGUGUGUGUGAAUGAACGAGAGCGAUUUUAUUCGUGACAGAACUUUCGCAUAUACACACUCUAUAUUUGCCGUGAUCACAGACACACAGAUAAAAAUACAUAUACAUAACAGUACACUAGAACACAGCCACAAACACAUAACACACACACACACGAUGAACGUAAUGUCUAAUGGACAAUAUAUUAUUAAUGUGUACAGAGUGAGACUCUAUUGGUCGUCACGGUUUUUCAAUUUUUGUAAUCGUCGUAUGGAAAAAGAAAUGUUAUAAAUAAAAAUCGUAUUGUUUCAAUAGAACUCAUCAUCAGGGGAAGUUACAUCGCCGAACACUCCGAAUACAUGCACACGACACGCGUCCAUUUUCGUUUGUAUUAUUAUUAAUCCGCGGUAAUUAAUGCAGAUCAGUUUUUCCGUUUUCGUCUGGUUGGCCUCGAGAGAGACAGACUCUCAGAUUGAAAUUAUACGAUUAUUAUUUAACAUUUUCCGAUCAGAAAAGUCCUCUAAUUGUUAAAAAAAGAAGAAGAAGAAUAAGAAGAAAAAUGGAAGAUAUAUCGUUCGCAAUUUGCUUUCUCGAGAUUCGUUGCGCAGUGAUUUUCGUUGUGGCGCGCACCUUAGAGGCAAAAAGAAAGAGAGAGCGAGCGCGAGAGAGAGAGAGAGAGAGAGAGAGAGAAAGAAAUCGAGAGAGCGAGAGGAAUAGAGCGACGGCUGGGAACCGAAGAGAAGAAGUGACGUUAGAAGAAGAGGAGGUACGCACACCGAUUAUCAAUAAUAUCGACGGAACGGUUGCCUUCAGGCCUUCAUCCUAUUUUAGGCAUAGCAUAUUUUUCUAAGAUUGUAACGCGAAUUAACCGGGGAGAGUUCGAGUCUUGCCUAUAGCGAAUGACAUGAGGAGACACGACGGUUUGUGCGAGAGUGUGAAAGCUUUUUGAAUGAAUGAAACGGUGAGGAGGGGGGGGGGUGCGGGGAGGAACCAACGGAGGACGGUUGAUUUUUCGCGAUCAGUUGAACUAAAUAAAUAAAUCAAUCCGAACCGGGGGAACGACGGAUGGCAACACAGCACCGCGUUAGUGCUCGGCUGACUAUAUUAAGGACGUAACGAUGCUUGUAAUUAUUACAUGAUUGAUAUUAGUAUGUUUAAGCGAUUAAACAAAAAGGAACGAAGUAACGUCGACUUUGAAUAUCUCAUGCGCAGGACGAGUCGGACUUAAACGUUUUAAAAACGAUUCGUGUUUAGGCGAUCUUUUGUAUCUUCCCGGUAAUGUGAAAUGAAAAGUUAUUGGAAAUUAUUAUACGCGGCUCGUCCUGCGUAUUAUUAUAAAUUUACCAUUCUUUCGACAAUGACACACACGCUUUAGAUAUAUAUUAUAUCUUAUUUAGGUUCGUUCGUAGGUAGAAAAAAAAAAUGGAUAUCGAUGUUAUUAAUUCGUUUCUACUCUUACGAUUUUCCUCUAACUUUCGUUUUCACGACGUACCUCCUUGCAAAGAAAAAACAAAUAACCGCAAAGCUGCUAUUAUCAAAAUCUCUCUUCGAUCGUGUAUGUCGAUCUCUCUCCCGAUGGUUCUUGCGACCGUUUAUAAUAAUUAUAGUGGAUUAUAUUUAUGUAUAUUUAACAGACAAAAUAUAUAUAAAUUUACCGCCCUGUAAGAGACGCGACAGAUUCAAAGUUAUUUCGCGUUUCGCGGCUCUCCCGAGGCGAAACGAAUUUUAGUAAACAGGAGGAGGGGUCUCCUUUUUCUAUUCAGUCGAGGGAAGAUGCUGACCAGUUUCCUUUAGGGGCGAAUUCGUAGCAAUUAAUAACGAAAGUGAUGCAAUCUUAGGACAAUAAGGCAUAUAGGAGGCACGAACACGAAAACACGAGUUUUCCUUUAGUCGAAUUAUCAUUAUCAUUAUUAUUAUUAUUAUCAUUAUUAUUAUUAUUAAUUAUUAUUAUUAUUAUUAAUUAUUAUAAUAUGUAAACGUUGUCUGGGGUGAAAAUCUUGCGAGAACCUAGUUUGACGAUUACUCCAACGUGUGUUAUCAUGAAAAGAAACCGAUAGCACUCUCUGAAAUUAAUGACCAAUAAAUAUAUGGAUUAUUUGAAAA